Messenger RNA from Cladocopium goreaui, 1085 nucleotides. NCBI's taxonomy places the organism in Eukaryota, Dinophyceae, Suessiales, Symbiodiniaceae. The record is from the annotation of a GenBank genome assembly.
UUCAAAAAACAAAUAUGGACGUGUGUUGAGCUGAUGUUGUGGUCGUCUUCCUGGAAGUACACCAGUUCUGGAACAACAUGGUUGCCACAGGAGACAAAACAAAAGGCGUUGGGGUCGUCCUGGACUUUGCGAAGCGAACCUGAACCCAAGCUUGGAGCUUUGGAUGAAACUCGACCGUCGCAGAGGCCUCCAGUUGCUCCAUUCCAUGGCUUGGGCAUCAAUACUGGAGGACCAUUUUCCCGGACGUCUCACACCCCUAGGUCAACACAGAGACACAUAUCGAUGAGGGUCUCGUGGCCAAACCUUGAAAUUGAAAGAGCAGAUGUGGAAGCAAUGGAUUGGUGGUUCUCCGAAAUGGAGUCGCAGUUGGCGGUUGCAGUACCUGACGCUAGGUGCCUAUAUCCAUGGUUCCAGCAAUACCCAGACUUAAGAGAGGUUGAAAAAGAGCUCACAAGCAGUUUUACCUUUCAUGACUUCAAGCAGGGCUGGAACUUCGUGGACUUUUCCAACUAUUCCUGUUGGUAUGAGGAGCAAGUACGAAGAAGUUCCAAUCGAUCUGAGGCUGAGCCAAGCUGGCCUGCAUCAUUGGAGACUGAUCCAGCCAGCCAUCCUCGGGCUCCUCAAGGUCAAAGCUGUGAUUCACGACCGUGCCCGCAACUGUCUAGACCAUUGCGAACGGAUCCCAAAGAUAGCAGGAGAUCCAGUGAAAGCCGAACGAGUCUGGGAUAUUCGAUUGCCUCAUCUGCGUUGAGCUUUGCGUUGCCGAGAACUACUUCGCUGACCCCCAGGUGCACACAAACGGGUCCCGCUUCGGCCAACAGAGUUUCUAGCACUGGAUUGCGGCAAACAGCUCAAGGUCAAUGUCAUUCUGCACGCUGAGUUGCAGCUUCUUCGAAGCCGUGGUGGCUUUGAUCGUUGCAAGGUGGCAUGUGUUGUGAACCUGUUCGUGAUUGAAAAAUGCAGCUACAUUUCAGGUUCGAGCCACAAGGCUACCAAAGUAGGAAACCACUUUGUAGCUAUAGCUUUCGUUGUUUCAGACCUGUCUAUCAGUUGUCCAGCCAAUGUUGCUGCAGCUGGCAGCAAAA